AUCGACAGUGAAAGAAAGUGUACGUUAUACAUCGCAUUACAAACAAGAAAGCUGGGCUGGUCCAUGCAUGUGUACUUUAUCUUUGCUUAAUAAAAACUAAAGUAAAGAGGGAGAAGUUAUCGCUUUGUACGUCUACGUCUGUGCCAUGGGGGUAGAGAAAUCGGCGUUGACGAUUUGGAUUGGGGAACGGUACUGAGACUGAGAGAGAAAGAGAAGUGACUCUGUUCCGUGGACGUUGGAGUUGGAGAGGACUGGGACUGGACUGGAGUUAGUAGUAGUGAGUAGUAGUACACUACGGCAGCGGUCGUCAGUCGACAGUCGAGUCUGAAAAUUAAACGAUUAAGAAUCACGGCAUUGUGUUUUUUUACAUGUGCGGUUUUAUUCAUACUACUCGUACCAACACAUUAUCGCAAAUACUAUUACUAACUACACAACAAAUAAUAAAACAAUUCAGUUCGGCGUCACAGCAACUGCAAGCCCGUGGCAAAAGAAGAGGUGGUUUUUUAAAAAAAUAAUUCCCAUCUCGAUUUGAAAUUAAAAAUAAAAUAAAUAAAGACAGUUGAAUUGUUGGGUGUAAGAAAAAGAUAUACGUGCGCGUGAGUUUAAUUUUUUUUACCAAGACAAGAAAGGCGGUGUACUCUCUCUCUCUUCUACAUCAGCACUAUAGUAGUAGUACAGCAACAGCAACAGCAGCAGCAGAAUAUUCAGUGUGUGUAUUGGUGUGUGUAUGUAUACUUUGUGUUAUCCGUGUGUGUGAGUGUAGAGUACGCUAAACAAAAAUGGCGGACGGCGAUUCGAGGGUAGACCGGUCGGAUCCAGAGCUACGUUAUCUAUCUGUCGACAGGAAUAAUUUUAAUGAUCCAGCUACACAGGCAGAAUGGACCCAGAAAAAAUUGGUUUGGGUCCCACACGAGACACAGGGAUUUGUCGCCGCUGGUAUCAAAGGAGAGCGCGGUGAUGAGGUCGAGGUUGAAAUUGCCGAGACCGGCAAGCGGAUACAAGUCGCCAAGGAUGAUAUACAAAAGAUGAACCCUCCUAAAUUUGAUAAGGUCGAGGAUAUGGCUGAAUUAACCUGUCUCAAUGAGGCGUCGGUACUUCACAAUCUCAAGGACCGGUACUACUCUGGACUCAUAUAUACAUACUCUGGGCUGUUUUGUGUAGUCGUUAAUCCUUACAAAAGGUUACCGAUUUAUACAGAGAAAAUAAUGGAACGGUAUAAGGGUAUAAAAAGACACGAAGUACCUCCUCACGUUUUUGCCAUCACCGACACUGCCUACCGUUCUAUGUUACAAGAUCGUGAAGAUCAAUCCAUAUUAUGUACUGGUGAAUCCGGAGCUGGCAAAACAGAAAAUACAAAGAAAGUUAUUCAGUAUCUAGCUUACGUAGCUGCUUCAAAACCUAAAUCAAACGCCACCCCAAGUCCAGCAUUAAUAAUAGGGACUGGAAAUACUAUGGAGAAAUUUGCGGGUGAAUUGGAACAACAACUUCUGCAGGCGAAUCCUAUUUUGGAGGCAUUUGGUAAUGCUAAGACAGUUAAAAACGACAAUUCUUCAAGAUUCGGUAAAUUUAUCAGAAUAAAUUUCGACGCGAGUGGUUACAUAGCCGGAGCAAAUAUCGAGACAUAUCUACUGGAAAAAUCACGAGCGAUACGUCAAGCAAAGGAAGAAAGAACGUUUCAUAUAUUUUAUCAGUUACUUGCUGGCGCGUCACCAGAACAAAAGAAAGAAUUUAUAUUGGAAGAUCCAAAACUGUAUCCAUUCCUGUCGAAUGGCGCGCUGCCAGUGCCCGGCGUUGAUGACGCAUCUGAAUUUUCAUCGACCGUUAAAUCAAUGCACAUAAUGGGUAUGACUAAUGAAGAUUUCUCAUCAAUAUUCCGUAUUGUAUCGGCUGUGAUGCUUUUCGGGUCGAUGCAAUUCCGUCAGGAGCGUAACUCCGACCAGGCAACUCUCCCAGACAACACAGUCGCUCAAAAGAUCUCCCAUCUCCUGGGAUUGAGUGUUACUGAAAUGACAAAAGCCUUCCUCAAACCACGUAUCAAAGUAGGCCGUGAUUUUGUGACCAAAGCCCAGACAAAGGAACAAGUCGAGUUCGCCGUCGAAGCAAUAUCAAAAGCCUGUUACGAGCGUAUGUUCCGCUGGCUGGUCAAUCGGAUAAAUCGUUCGCUAGACCGCACCAAACGUCAGGGUGCCAGUUUUAUCGGAAUUCUCGAUAUGGCUGGAUUUGAAAUAUUCGAAUUAAAUUCUUUCGAGCAACUGUGUAUCAAUUACACUAAUGAAAAACUUCAGCAGCUUUUUAACCACACGAUGUUCAUUUUAGAGCAAGAAGAGUACCAGCGCGAAGGCAUUGAGUGGAAAUUCAUAGACUUUGGUCUCGAUUUGCAGCCAACAAUAGACUUGAUUGACAAACCAAUGGGAGUUAUGGCUCUGCUGGACGAAGAAUGUUGGUUCCCGAAAGCUACUGACAAAACUUUUGUUGAAAAGUUGGUCAGCGCUCACAGCGUUCACCCGAAAUUCAUGAAGACAGACUUCCGUGGAGUCGCUGACUUUGCGAUUAUUCAUUACGCUGGAAAAGUCGAUUACUCGGCAGCUAAAUGGUUGAUGAAGAACAUGGACCCGCUUAAUGAAAAUAUUGUAAGUUUAUUGCAGGCCUCGCAGGAUCCAUUCGUCUGUCACAUAUGGAAAGACGCGGAAAUUGUCGGUAUGGCUCAGCAAGCAUUGACUGACACGCAAUUCGGUGCGAGAACGCGUAAAGGAAUGUUCCGUACAGUGUCGCAGUUGUACAAAGAACAGUUGGCUAAACUUAUGGUCACCUUGCGCAAUACAAAUCCUAACUUUGUACGUUGUAUUAUUCCAAAUCACGAAAAACGGGCGGGUAAAAUAGACGCUCCGUUGGUGCUAGAUCAAUUGAGAUGCAAUGGUGUCCUCGAGGGAAUACGUAUUUGCCGGCAAGGAUUCCCUAAUCGUAUUCCGUUCCAAGAAUUCCGUCAGCGGUACGAAUUACUCACGCCCAAUGUUAUUCCAAAGGGUUUCAUGGAUGGUAAAAAAGCAUGCGAGAAAAUGAUCCAAGCUUUGGAACUUGACCCGAACUUGUACCGUGUGGGACAGUCAAAAAUUUUCUUCCGUGCUGGUGUUUUAGCGCAUCUUGAAGAAGAACGUGAUUACAAGAUAACAGAUCUAAUUGUUAACUUCCAGGCGUUCUGUCGUGGUUUCCUUGCUAGACGGAAUUACCAGAAGCGUCUUCAGCAAUUAAAUGCUAUUCGUAUUAUACAGCGUAAUUGCGCGGCUUACUUGAAACUACGUAACUGGCAGUGGUGGCGACUCUACACCAAAGUUAAGCCACUGUUGGAGGUUACCAAGCAGGAAGAAAAAUUAACGCAAAAGGAGGAUGAAUUGAAGCAAGUUCGCGACAAAUUGGAGAUGCAGCUAAACUCAGCCCAGGAGUAUGAACGUAAAUACCAGCAAGCAUUGGAAGAGAAAACGAUGCUGGCCGAGCAAUUGCAAGCUGAAGUUGAAUUGUGUGCGGAGGCUGAAGAAAUGCGCUUGCGAUUGGCUACACGCAAACAGGAGCUCGAGGAAAUUUUACAUGACUUGGAAGUUCGUAUUGAAGAGGAAGAAGAACGCAGCAAUGCUUUGAAUCAGGAAAAGAAAAAAUUACAGCUGAAUAUCAGUGAUUUGGAGGAACAAUUGGAAGAGGAAGAAGCGGCGCGUCAAAAAUUGCAGUUGGAAAAAGUCCAGUGUGAUGCUAAGAUUAAAAAGUUGGAAGAAGAUUUGGCUUUAUCGGAUGAUACGAAUCAAAAGUUGUUGAAAGAGAAAAAGUUGCUGGAAGAAAGAGCUAAUGACUUGUCGCAGACUUUGGCUGAGGAGGAAGAAAAAGCCAAGCAUUUAGCUAAAUUGAAAGCCAAGCACGAAGCUACCAUUGCUGAUUUGGAAGAAAGAUUGUUGAAAGAUCAUCAGCAGAGACAAGAAGUCGACCGCUCGAAACGAAAAGUCGAGACUGAAGUUUCUGACCUUAAAGAUCAGUUGGGCGAGAGAAAAGUCCAGGUAGAAGAACUUCAACUCCAGUUGGGAAAACGUGAAGAAGAACUUAACCAGAUGAUGCUGAAAGUUGACGAGGAAGCUGCUGCUAAAGCUCAGGCCCAAAAGGCUCUCAGAGAGUUGGAGUCACAGUUAGCAGAGCUCCAAGAGGACCUCGAGGCGGAGAAAGCUGCAAGAAGUAAAGCCGAGAAGCUCAAACGUGAUUUGAACGAGGAACUGGAGGCUCUGAAAAAUGAAUUGUUGGAUUCGUUGGAUACUACUGCGGCCCAACAGGAGUUGAGAAGCAAGCGCGAGCAGGAGUUAGCUACGCUGAAGAAGAACUUAGAGGAAGAGACUUCAGUCCACGAGGGUACUCUUUCUGACAUGCGUCACAAACACACGCAAGAACUGACAGCUAUCAAUGAACAGAUGGACGCUCUGAAGAAAGCCAAAGCCGGGCUUGAGAAGGCUAAAGGCGCUCUAGAAGCUGAAAAUGCUGACUUGGCUACCGAAUUAAGAUCUGUUAGUGCCAGUAGACAGGAAUCAGAUCGACGGCGCAAACAGGCCGAGCAGCAGCUCGUUGAACUCAACGCUAAGCUUGCCGAAGUUGACCGUGUUAAGCAAGAGUUGGCUGAACGGGUUAUCAAACUUCAGACGGAAGCUGAGACUAUUUCCCAGCAGUUGGAGGCCUCUGAAUUGAAAGCUUCUGCAGCGGUUAAAGCUUCUGCUACUUGUGAAUCCCAAUUUACUGAAUUACAACAGCAGUUGGAGGAAGAGACGAGACAGAAAUUGGCGCUUAGCUCAAAACUCCGUGCUCUUGAGAGUGAAAAGGAGAGCUUGCAUGAUCAGUUGGAGGAAGAAGAAGAAGCUAAGCGCGCGCUUGAUAAACAAUUGGUUGCGUUGAAUCUUCAAUUGGCAGAGGCUAAGAAACGUGGAGAUGAAGAGGCUGAAGCUGCGAUAGUGCUUGAAGAGGCUAGGAAACGCUGCAUGAAAGAUAUUGAAGCUCUGCAGAGACAAGUAGAAGAGCUUCAAGCUGCUAAUGAUAAAUUGGAUAAAUCAAAGAAGAAGAUUCAGGCGGAAUUAGAAGACUCGACUAUCGAAUUAGAAGUCCAGAGAUCUAAAGUUAUUGAGUUAGAGAAGAAACAGAAAAACUUUGACAAAGUUUUGGCUGAAGAAAAGGCUGUUUCUGAGCAGUAUGCCGAACAACGUGAUGCUGCUGAACGAGAAGCACGUGAGAAGGAAACUAAAGUGCUGUCUUUGACUCGCGAAUUGGACGAACUCAAUGAGAAAGUUGAAGAGCUUGAACGCGGACGUCGCGGUCUUCAAGCCGAACUUGAUGAGCUGGUUAAUAACCAGGGUACUGCUGAUAAAAAUGUUCAUGAGUUGGAGAAAGCUAAGCGAGCACUUGAAUCCCAGUUGGCAGAACAGCGCUCGCAAGUCGAGGAGCUCGAGGACGAGCUUCAGUUCACUGAAGACGCUAAGUUGCGUCUGGAAGUUAACAUGCAGGCGCUGAGAACCCAAUUCGAGCGGGAUCUCCAGGCUAAAGAAGAGCAGGCUGAAGAAAAACGCAGAGGACUUGUUAAACAGUUGCGUGAUAUUGAAGCAGAGCUUGAAGAUGAGAGAAAACAACGCGCAGCUGCUAUUGCUGCUCGCAAGAAGCUGGAGGCUGAUUACAAAGACGUUGAACAGCAGCUGGAGAUGCAUAAUAAGGUUAAGGAAGACGCUCUUAAGCAGCUGAAGAAAUUGCAGGCGCAGAUUAAGGAUUGCACUAGAGAAACAGAGGAGGCGCGUGCUGCUCGUGAUGAGCUGGCGGCCAGUGCUAAAGAAACUGAGAAGAAGGUGAAGAGUCUUGAGGCUGAUUUACUCCAGCUUACUGAAGAUCUGGCUAGUAGCGAACGUGCUAGACGUACAGCUGAAAAUGAACGAGAUGAGCUCCAGGAAGAGGUGAAUAAUAACGCGAAUAAGGGUACGCUGAUGCUUGACGAAAAACGGCGGCUUGAGGCGAGAAUCGCGACGCUGGAAGAAGAACUCGAGGAGGAGCAAUCUAACAGCGAAAUAUUUGUUGACCGCGCGAGAAAAGGACAGAUCACGAUAGAGCAGCUGACCACUGACUUGGCGACCGAGCGCUCGAGCACUCAGAAACUUGAAUCCUCAAGAAUGUUGCUUGAGAGACAGAACAAGGAGUUGAAGGCGAAACUCGCGGAACUCGAGACGGCUCAGCGUGCGAAAACCAAGGCUACUAUUCAGGCACUUGAGUCGAAGAUCAGUAAUUUGGACGAGCAGCUGGAGACAGAGGCUAAGGAACGGUUCGCUCAGCAGAAGAUUAAUAGGAAGCUGGACAAGAAGCUGAAGGAGUUGAGCUUGCAGCUCGAAGACGAGAGGAGAAACGCUGAUCAGUAUAAGGAGCAAGUCGAAAAGGCUAACGCUCGCGUCAAGACUCUCAAGAGACAGUUGGAUGAGACUGAGGAAGAGCUAAGCAGGCACAAGGUUCUCAAACGCAAGGCCCAAAGGGAAAUGGACGAAAUGAUUGAGUCACAUGAAAAUUUGUCUCGUGAAGUUGCUAAUCUUAAAAACAAGCUCAGACGAGGAGGUGGAGCAACUAUUGGUUUAAGCUCAUCAAGAUUAACUAAACGUGGAUCCGUACAAACAGGUGGUUCUGGUGAUGACUCAACAACUCAGGACGAAAGCAUCGAUGGCGAAGAAAGUAUCAACUGAAGCGUGUAGUGACAGAUUUUUUUUUUUAAUGCAAUAAAAAUAAUUAAUUAAUUAAAAUUUUCAUAACGCAUAAUAGAAUGUUUAAACUAACGCUCGACCGCAAAAAAGUUAAAAAACAAACAAAAAAAAACGUAGAGAUUAAUCUUUUUUUCUUAAUUACAUCAGUGAUUAUUUUUAAAUGCAAUUCAUGAAGAUAUUCAUGACAAAAAAGUUGAAUGAAAAAAAAAAAGAAAUAUAUAUAUAUAUAUAUAUAUAUAUAUAUUAUUUACAAGUUUUGUAAAUUGGUAAUAGUAAAAAAGAAAAGAAAAAAACAAUUUAUUUCUUUAUUAUAUAAUUAAUUUUUUUUAUUUCAACUUACAAUAAGAAGUAAAUAUAUAUAUAAAUAUAAAUAUAGUUGUAUGUAUAUUAUACUUCGUAUAAGAUGCCAUCGAGACGAGAAAAGAUAUGUUAAAAGAAUUAAAAAAAAGAACGUGUACAUAACUACUCUACUUAUUGCUUUCUAACAAACCGCCGAGCGGUUUUAAUGCAAAUACGUGAUUGAUUUAUUCAGUUUAAUUAUAUCAAAUUUAACUCAAAGUAACAAAAUAUUGAAAUUGUUUAAUUGAUUCAUAAGUUGAUAUAAUAAUUAAUUGAAUAAUUAAUUAAAAGUUAGAAUGAUUUGAGGAUAAAACAAUUGUAGGGAGUGAUUAAUGGAAAAAGACAAUUUGAUAAAUUCGAGGGAGCUGAUUCCCCCAUAAUUAUUAUAUUAUAUUAUAUUAUUAUUAUUUUUAUUAUAAUUAUAAUUAUUUUUAUUUUUAUUAUUAUUAAAAUAUUAUUAUUAUUAUCUAAAGAAUGAAAAUAACCAUCUUAAGUAGUAAUUAAGACAUUAAUGUUUAUAUUAUUUUAUUACGCGUAUGUAUGAAAGCAUCAACCGUAUUCAAAAAUAAUUAAUAUCAAAUUAUUAAAAAAUACAAAUUUAUUUGAAAAUUAAUUUCAUUUCAAAAGGUCUUACGUACGUAAAUUACUUUUUUUUUUUUUUCAUUAAACAUUUUUUCCAACGUAUUGUUUUUGUUAAACAAUCCAAUGUACCAAUGCAUUUAAUUAUAUGAGGUAAGGACUUGUAUUAAAAAAUAGAAUUUUUAUUUUUUAAUUGUACUUAAUUUUUUUUUUACGAUUUUAUCGUAACCUUUUGGAAUGAAAUUAAGCGCAACUUAAUUGAUUAAAUUAAAAAAAAAAUCAAAUCUUUUUAUACAAAAAUUUUUUUAUAAAAAUUUUGUCUUGAUAUGACUUUUUCAAAAAAGAAAAAACUAAACUCUACAAACCAAUGUACAUCGAUAGUAUAUUUUUGAAUGCACCUUUUUAUAAUGGAGUAAUUUUUUACAGACGAAAUGCAUUUAUUAAAAAUAGCCUUUAAUACAAUAGAAACAAUUUAAUUAAAAAUUUUGCAAUUAAAUAUUAAAAUACGCCAUAAAAUAAAAAAAAUAGAUUUCGAAUGCGAUAUAUAUAUCCGAAUAAUUGUCAAUUGUGUAUAUAUAAGACUUUCGUUUAAAUAAAUAUUCAAAUGUCAUUAUUAAUUUAUAAUUAUUAUUAGUUAUUGAAUCGAACGGCUUCAAUAAUUAUUUUCUUUGACGUAUAUAUAAUUUUUUUUUAUAUAAAAAAUGCAUGUAAUAUUUCAAAUAUGAUUUAUAAUUAACGAAAAUUGUCUCGACAUUUGAACAAAUAAAGGCACAUUUACGAAAAAUGUCAUGGAAAAAAGUGAAGUAAAAUUUUGAUACAUUUUAUAUAUGGUACUAUUGAUUAAUAAUUAUGAAUAUAAAAGGGUUGAUUGCAUCUAGAAUACAUGAGGAAGAAACAAUAAAUAAAUAAAAAAAAAUAUAUGUUAAGAUUUUUUAUUACUUUAAUUUAAUUAUAUAGAGAAUUAAUAUACUUCAUUUGAAUAAAGGUUAAUUAGCGAGCUAAAAAGUGUUAUUAACCCUUCUCGUAGACUCGAGUAAUAAGCUUCCCUUUAAAAUAUUUUUUUAUUUAAUAAUGUUCAUUAGUUAUUGCUACAUUGAUACGAGCUUCCGUAAAUU
Messenger RNA from Cotesia glomerata, 8779 nucleotides. RefSeq names its product myosin heavy chain, non-muscle (gene zip). The transcript has 9 exons. The coding region runs from base 780 to 6728 and encodes 1982 amino acids. NCBI's taxonomy places the organism in Eukaryota, Metazoa, Arthropoda, Insecta, Hymenoptera, Braconidae. The record is from RefSeq and is a predicted model, not a curated record. Gene Ontology annotation, molecular function: cytoskeletal motor activity; ATP binding; actin filament binding. Gene Ontology annotation, cellular component: myosin complex.